Messenger RNA from Rhododendron vialii, 1853 nucleotides. RefSeq names its product glucan endo-1,3-beta-glucosidase 8-like. Gene Ontology annotation, molecular function: hydrolase activity, hydrolyzing O-glycosyl compounds. Gene Ontology annotation, cellular component: plasma membrane. The transcript has 2 exons. The coding region runs from base 131 to 1696 and encodes 521 amino acids. The record is from RefSeq and is a predicted model, not a curated record. Lineage: Eukaryota; Viridiplantae; Streptophyta; Magnoliopsida; Ericales; Ericaceae. Gene Ontology annotation, biological process: carbohydrate metabolic process.
AUGUUUUCGUUAACUCCCCCGAAACCAAGGCCCAUUAAUUUCCUCGCAAUUUUAUUUCCCCCAACCUGUCGUAGAAAUUUCUAUUUUUUUGGAUUUCUACAACAGGUGGGUAUCCAUUUGCAGCAAUAAAAUGUUGAAGCAGCUCUCUUCGUUACUAUUGUUUGUGGGGCUUUUGGGUUGUUAUGGGGGGGUUGAUGGCCUAGGCGUGAACUGGGGUACAAUUGCAACCCACAAAUUGCCUCCAAAGGUUGUGGUUCAGAUGCUGAAGGACAACGGGAUCAAGAAGGUGAAGCUUUUCGAUGCGGACCAGACGAUCCUGAACGCUCUCGCCGGCUCUGGCAUCGAGGUCAUGAUCGCCAUUCAAAACGAUCUUCUCGGGUCCAUGGGAGACUACGAUGUAGCUAAGAAGUGGGUGGAGCACAAUGUCACCCAGUAUACCAAUGCGGGUGUCAACAUCACGUAUGUAGCAGUUGGGAAUGAACCAUUUCUCAAAGACUACAAGGAUAGAUUCACCAACGUCACCUUCCCGGCACUUCAGAAUGUCCAAAAUGCCCUCAAUGACGCCGGGAUCGGCAAAUCCACCAAAGCCACCGUGCCCUUAAACGCCGACAUCUACGAAUCCCCGUCGUACAAUCCGGUCCCUUCUGCCGGAAGGUUCAGGCCAGACAUCAGCGAUGUCGUGUCUCCAAUCGUCAAGUUCCUAGACAAGAACAAUGCGCCCUUCACCGUCAACAUCUACCCUUUCCUCAGUCUCUACUACGGCAAGGGCCAAUUCCCCAUUGACUUCGCUUUCUUUGAUGGGGUUAGCUCUCCCCUCGUUGACAAUAAUGGCGUCAAAUACACCAACGUAUUCGAUGCCAACUUGGACACACUGAUUUCGGCCUUGAAGGCCGAGGGAUGCGGCAACCUGAGCAUUAUAGUAGGGGAGAUAGGGUGGCCCACGGACGGCGAACAGAAUGCUAACGCACUUUUGGCUCAGAAGUUCUACAAUGGGUUUGCACGAAAACUUGCGAAAAAUAUUGGGACACCACUCAGGCCCGGAUAUAUCGAAGUUUACUUUUUCGGACUCCUCGACGAGAAUGCCAAGAGCACUCUCCCGGGGGACUUCGAGCCCCACUGGGGGAUUUUCAGGUACGAUGGCCAACCUAAAUUCCCAUUGGAUCUUUCGGGUCAGGGCCAAAACAAGUCUCUCGUGGCAGCAAAAAAUGUGACGUAUCAAGCGAAGCAGUGGUGCGCGCUUAAUCCCAAUGCACCCAAUGCCAAUUUGACUAAGUUUGAGGACAAUAUUAAGUACGCUUGCAGCAUGGCGGAUUGUACUCCGCUUGGGUAUGGAAAAUCCUGCAGUGGUCUGGAUGGAAACGCGAGCGCUUCGUUUGCGUUCAAUGCGUACUUCCAGAACCAAAACCAAAACCCGUUGGCCUGUGAUUUCGAAGGUCUAGCCAAGGUGACCACGCAGAACAUAUCUCAGGCGAAUUGCAACUUCACCAUUCAAAUAGCUCCUUCCUCUUCACCUUCUCCUCCUCCAGCUCCUGCUCCCCUGGCUGAUGCUCCUGGGGGUGUUACGGGGCGUUCUCCUCCUUCGGCUGAUGGUCCCGAGGGUGCUAAGGGGCAUUCUUCUUCUCCUCGUACGGCUUCUAUGGGGUCUUCUCCUUCGGCCGUUGCGGUUUUGAUUCUACUCGCACUUGUGUUGCUGUAAUUUGGAUUCUAUAUUAUGCCUCUGUUGUUUUACAUUUGUUUUCUUCUUCUGUACUAGUCAUUAUUUUUGCAUUACAGAUUGAAUUUUGUAAAACUACAGGGAAUUCGUUAAUCUCUUUGAACUUUUAAGGAGUAAUAUAAGUUUCCAAUUUCAAGUU